Thalassophryne amazonica is the source of this 4007-nucleotide messenger RNA. Its product is annotated as serine/threonine-protein kinase DCLK2-like. The transcript has 17 exons. The record is from RefSeq and is a predicted model, not a curated record. Gene Ontology annotation, biological process: intracellular signal transduction; protein phosphorylation. Gene Ontology annotation, molecular function: ATP binding; protein kinase activity. Bases 916 to 3135 code for a protein of 739 amino acids. Gene Ontology annotation, cellular component: microtubule cytoskeleton. Lineage: Eukaryota; Metazoa; Chordata; Actinopteri; Batrachoidiformes; Batrachoididae.
GCCACGGACUCGAACACGGCACCGGUGGAAGACGGAGAUCCUGCAUAGCAACAAACCGGUUUCACGGCAUUGUCGUGAUGACCAGCACUGGUAACCAGAAAACCGAGUGGACUACCUGGACUGCAACCAUCAUACCAGACCUGAAGCUGGACAGCUGGAACUGAUCAACUUCAUACCAGAGCUUCCUGAGACAGUACUUUGUGUAGAGCUACAGCUGGGCGGUCUACAACAUCAUUUGAUUUUGAAAUAACGGCCCAACAUCGGCACGGGCAUGAAAGCAGCAUCAGAGUCCAUCCUGUAUCUGGACAGUCCAAGGCCGAGGUCAAGAUUGUGUUCUGCAGCCACGGAAAUGUGGAAGUGGCCUUGAGCCAAUAGUUGCAAACAUCAUAAAACACUGGAUUAAAGCACCAAUGAAAGACUGAAGUUUUAAGAAUUUUUAAACAUUUAACAGACUUGUGAUUCCCAGAUGAAAGUGGACUAGUUUCCCAUUUGUCCAAACUUACAUGCACAAGAGGGCAUGACUGAAAAUCCACCCAGAUUCUUUAAUCUGGAUUACCGAUGCUGUACUUGGGUUACAGAGUUCAGGUACUACAACUGAGACAGCAAAAUAUCACAACCAGGUUCUUCAUGGUUCUUUGGUUAGGUUGACUGGACCUCAGUACCGGCCCUCUUGCAAGGAGUUGCUGGUACUUGAACAACAGAAUCUAAAGCCAUAAUUUUCUACAACUACAACCAGAUGCACAAAAAGUUGUCUUCUGUCAGUAAAAAGACCUGGUUCCACAAACAUCCCUGGUUAUGAAAACCAGACUACUACUGCGGUGACAGUUACAAACAAACCAUCAGGAUUUAUAUCCCUGAACAAAUGAACAUUACCCAUCAGCGACUCAGCUGAACAAUCCCAGAUCAUUAAUCACAAUGUCUCUGAGCAGUAAAACGAUUGAACUGGAGCAUUUUGACAAACGUGACAAAGUCCGUCGUGGACGCUCGCCUCGCACCAAGAGGGAUGACUCCAGUAGUAGUGCUGGCGGUGGCGGCGGAUCCGGCCCCAGCUCCCGGGGCAGUAGCCUGGUUCCUAGCCCUGCACACAGCGCCAACUGUAGCUAUUAUCGGACUCGAACCCUCCAGGCACUUACAUCGGAGAAAAGGGCCAAAAAGGUCAGGUUCUACCGUAACGGAGAUCGGUACUUUAAGGGUCUGGUGUAUGCGGUUUCCAGUGACCGGUUCCGCUCAUAUGAUGCGCUGUUGAUGGAGCUGACACGUUCAUUGGCUGAUAACCUGCAUCUGCCUCAAGGGGUGCGUGUGAUCUACACCAUCGAUGGCAGCAAGAAGAUCACGAGUAUGGAUGAGCUGGUGGAAGGUGAAUGUUACGUUUGCGCCUCCAAUGAGCCUUACCGGAAGGUCGACUACACCAAGAUCUCCAUCCAGAGCUGGAAGCCUGGUGCCAGCACCGGGAUCAGCACCGCUGGCUCAGGCUCGGGCUCGGGCUCAGGCUCAGGCCAUUCCGCGGCAUCGGCGGGAGUGUCUGUGAGUACAGCGCCCAGCUCCAAAGAACGUCCCGAAGGCCGAGAGGGCAGAGAGAGCAAAGACUUCAUCAAGCCCAAGCUGGUGACGGUCAUUCGCAGCGGUGUGAAGCCUCGCAAGGCGGUGAGGAUCCUGCUGAACAAGAAGACGGCCCACUCCUUCGAACAAGUGCUGGCUGACAUCACUGAGGCCAUCAAGCUGGACUCGGGUGCGGUGAAGCGGCUGUACACGCUGGACGGGAAACAGUUGACGUGUCUGCAGGAUUUCUUCACCGAUGAUGACGUGUUCUUGGCGUGUGGCCCGGAGAAGUUCCGCUAUGCCCAGGAUGACUUUGUGCUGACACAUAGCGGCAAAUCGCAAGCCUUCGUCAACGAAUGCAGAGCAAAGGUGUCUCGAUCCACCGCCCCUCAGAAGACAACAAUUCCCAAGACUCCUAGUAGCUCUGCCUUGCCCUCCUCUAAGACGCCUCCAAAACCACCACCCAGAACAAAAUCACCUGGACCAGCCAAUGAGGCCUCUGGACCGCAGUCACCAGGGAAAGCAUCGAGGUCUAGCCCCUCCCCAACCAGUCCUGGAACAAGACGCAGCCUCAAGGUGUCUCCUCAUCGAGCCUCAUCCACAGACAUGAACGGGGAGGCGGAGCCACCCGAUGACACCACUGUUGAAGUAAACGGUAAUCGCUGCAUUUCUUCAUCCACCAUAAAUGAGAAGUACAAAAUUGGCAAAGUCAUAGGAGACGGGAACUUUGCUGUGGUGAAAGAAUGCGUGGAGAGGUCGACGGGUCAAGAGUUUGCUCUGAAGAUAAUUGACAAAGCUCGAUGUUGUGGGAAGGAGCACCUGAUAGAAAAUGAAGUGGCAGUGCUGCGACGGGUUCGACAUCCCAGCAUCAUCCAGUUAAUCGAGGUGGACGAAACGCCCACUCAGCUCUUCCUGGUCAUGGAGCUUGUAAAGGGCGGCGACCUUUUUGAUGCCAUCACAUCCUCCACCAAGUGCAGCGAGCGCGACGCCAGUGCCAUGGUGUACAAUCUGGCCGGAGCCAUAAAGUACUUGCACAGAAUGAACAUCGUCCACCGAGACAUCAAACCAGAGAACCUGCUGGUUUGUGAGUAUCCAGACGGCACAAAGUCAUUGAAGCUGGGAGACUUUGGUUUGGCAACGGUGGUGGAAGGACCGCUGUACACGGUGUGUGGGACGCCAACAUAUGUUGCCCCAGAGAUCAUUGCGGAAACCGGUUACGGGCUAAAGGUGGAUAUCUGGGCGGCGGGAGUCAUCGCCUACAUCCUGCUGUGUGGGUUUCCGCCCUUCAGAAGUGAGAAUAAUGUCCAGGAAGAGCUGUUUGAUCAGAUCCUCAGAGGGAAGCUGGAGUUCCCGUCUCCAGAUUGGGACAACAUCAGCCUGCCUGCCAAGAUGCUGAUUAGCCAGAUGCUGCAGGUAAACGUGGAUGCUCGCUUCACUGCUGAGGAAGUCCUGUCGCACCCAUGGGUGACGGAUGAGACCCCGAUAGACUCCAACACUGUGAGCAGCACUGAAGAUCAGCACAGUGAAGACACCUUGGAGCCAGAUCAGGAAACUCCACUGCUGGAAACCAAACAGGUUCCUUCACCAUUGGUCUAGAACAUGUCUAAUGGAAUUACCUCCCGUCUAGUCUACAACACAUUAUUCCUGCAACCGGGCAUCAAACAAGUUCCUAACUACUGGAUAGCAACUCAUUUCAUCUACUGGAACCCAAAUAAGUUGGCAGGUCUAGAACGUAUUUAGCUUCACCUCCUGGAAACUAAAACACUGUAUAUCAUAUCCGGAUGGAACCAUCUUGAUGUUUUUUUUGCCAGAUACUGAACAAGCACCUUCAGCUCCAGUCCAGAACACACCCCUUUUCAUACAAUGGAACCGAAUGAGUUGGCAUCCAACACUUGAUUUUCAACUGGAAGCCAAACGUAUUCUCCCUGUGCUAGACCAGAAUAUGUUUACGGGAAUUAAAGAUUUACAGUCGCACACCUCAUUUCUUCACAUGGAAUCCAUCUUAGUUCCAGGCAACAUUAUCCCACGGCAGCCAAAACCUGUUGCAUCCCUUAUGGUCUACUCUACAACAUGUACUAUUUAUCAACUAGACACCAAACAAGUUCCCUUAGCAAAUAACACUGAAAACGACUCAUCUCAUGAAAACCAAAUUUCUGCUCUUGUAAACCAAACACAUUUUCUUUCUUGUUGGUUUGAAUACUUCUAGUUUCUUAUAUUGAAAAGAGACACAUUCCUUUCAUCACUUAGAUGCCAAAAGAAUACCUUCAGCUCUGGUCAAGAAGAUGGUUAGUCACCAUUCAUUAGAUAUCAAAUAAUCUCCUUCACAUAGAUCUUGUAAACGUCUCAGUUAAUCUAUUAGAACUCAAACUAACUCAAUAUAUUUUCAGCUUUCAUUGAUGUACCUGAGAUGUGACAGAAUUAUGCUAAAUAUAACACCACCUAUAGGUCAUCCAUAAAUGGUACACUUA